UGACACUAUAUUUAUUGAGCUCUCACAGGGCACCAGGCCUCCUUCAGAGCAUUCCACGUGUUCAAAACACUUUUGUGUCAUCAUCACACCAGCUCCUCAGAGCAACCUUGAGAGGUUGGCGGAGUGACUGUGCUCUCUCUCAAUAACUCUGAGUUGGUCCUUGUUUGACAGAUACGCAAACCGAGCUGGGAGCGGUGAGGCGUAGUUUGCUCUUCUCCCUGGACUAGGGCAGAGUUGGCCUGGUGUCCUUUCCACCACCCCAGUCAGAAUCCCCCCAGUUCAAGGCUCUAUGGAGGCCAAGGGUUAUGAGGCAUCACAUCAGUCCUUGAUCCUGGGAAAUGGAGCGUAUAAAUGUGCUUUCUUUAUGGAUCCACUCCACUGACCAAGAGCAUAUCCCAUUGCUUUCAAAUAUAAGGGAGCCUCUCGUCCUCUCAAAGGAAUCCCGAACCUCUGUUUGAAGAGUCUUCCCUCAGAGAUGGCGCCAAGCAGGAAGAUGUUUUAUUUUGUCUUUGCCUUUUUCUUCAUUUUGGCUCAAUUUCCACCAGGGUGCCAGGCAGGACUCAAGUAUGCCCAGCCACUUCCAGCAGGUGACUUUGCUCCUUGCGAGCCAUGCAGGCUCGGCCGGGGCAAAUGCAGGAAGAUGUGCGCGGAGGACGAGAAGAUUGUUGGGAAUUGCAAGGUGAACUUUUUCUGUUGCCGACGGAGGGUCCAGUAA
This is a messenger RNA of Balaenoptera musculus (blue whale), 715 nucleotides long. It is a transcript of the gene DEFB105B, whose product is annotated as defensin beta 105B. The coding region runs from base 476 to 715 and encodes 79 amino acids. The transcript has 3 exons. Gene Ontology annotation, cellular component: extracellular region. Gene Ontology annotation, biological process: innate immune response. Lineage: Eukaryota; Metazoa; Chordata; Mammalia; Artiodactyla; Balaenopteridae. The record is from RefSeq and is a predicted model, not a curated record.